Tigriopus californicus is the source of this 1907-nucleotide messenger RNA. RefSeq names its product ETS-like protein pointed. The transcript has 4 exons. The record is from RefSeq and is a predicted model, not a curated record. Gene Ontology annotation, cellular component: nucleus. NCBI's taxonomy places the organism in Eukaryota, Metazoa, Arthropoda, Copepoda, Harpacticoida, Harpacticidae. The coding region runs from base 709 to 1854 and encodes 381 amino acids. Gene Ontology annotation, biological process: cell differentiation; regulation of transcription by RNA polymerase II. Gene Ontology annotation, molecular function: sequence-specific DNA binding; DNA-binding transcription factor activity, RNA polymerase II-specific.
CUACUACUGGUGAAUGAGAGAGAGAGAGAGCAUUCUUGGCGCCCAAGUGUAGCUCUUUUGCUACAAUUUACCUCGUACAUUCACAAUUUCCUGUAAAGAUAGGUCACCACCAUGGCCACCGCCACCACUUGCUCUCACCACCGCCUAAGCAGGGUACUGCAGAGUAAUGACGAGGCCUCCAUCCAUCCACAUCAAAGUUGGGGAUGGCGGGGGAAGAUUUCUCUUGGCUCCAUCCAAGUGAUCUCGGAUUCACUUUCUCGGCGUUCCAGCCUCGCUUGCUCUCGUCAUUCCUCUCGUUCCGCCGUCCAUGGGGCCAUUGGGCCAUCGGAGGGAUAUGGGCAAGGGCAUUUACUCUCACCCACUCACUCACACGAACAUUUCAAAUGGCUGGGGGAUAUCGCUCAGAUGGGCUUCUUAUGCAUUUGUGGUGACAUCGUCUUUGAAUCUACAAGGAAGGAAGGAAGGGAGAGAGAAAGAGACAGACAGACAGGGAAAAAGUCACAAUUGCGGAAAUUGGCCGAAUCCGGACCAAAGAAAGAAGCCAAAUUUUUGUGGCCAAGCUAGUCGUGAUUGUGUGGUGGAAGUGCAUAUAGAGUGGAUCUUGAUAUCAGGAAAUCCUCAGACGACUUUCUUCCUCCCAAAGGGGAAACCCCCGACCCAACACCGACAGAUUCAACGGAUAUCAGCUGAGUGUCUGCCACAGAUUACAUGGUCAUGGAUCCUUCAUCCCCAUCGAAUGCAGCUCCUCCACCACCGCCGCCUCCGUCGAUCUCGGACCUCUAUUCCGGUUCGGGCUUGCUCAGUGGCAGCCUCAAUCAUCACCUCGUCAAUGGAGGUGGGGGUCAACAUCAAUCCUCCGGCUCUCAUUUGUCCGAGUCUCUGAGCUCGGAGCAAAAGGCCAAAUACUCGGCCAUGACUCUGUUCAACAACAAUGUCUACAGUCCGAGCAGUCACAUGUUGCCGUCUAGCAACUCGGGUGGAGGCAAUCACCAUCAGACCUCAUCCUCAGUGAGUCCACUCCCAUCGGUUCGAUCGAGCGGCACGUCCAAUAAAUACAGUGAUUAUGGUUACUCGCCUUAUGGCAGCAGUUCGGUCAAUGGACCUCCCGUGUCGAAUUAUGAUCCCUUGGCUGGAUUUGCCUCGGGUCAAACCGGGUCAAUCGGGGCAUCCGAUGCCUCCUCAGGGCUGUCGAUGAGUCCUUGGAUGCAAGACUCAUCGCCCCUCUCUCAUACUAUGUCCUCAUACUAUUCUCAUCAUCCGGCUUUCCUAUCGCAUCAUCAUCAUCAUUCUGCGGCUGCCGUGGCUGUGUCGCAUCACUCCCACCAUCCGCAUUCUCAUCAUCAUCCUUCGGCUCGUGACUUUAGGGAUGUUGCUGUCAUGCAGGGCGGCGGGGACGGACAAUCCAUGAUUCCAGCAACUCUGUUGGCCGGAUACCAAGGAUCCGGUCCCAUUCAGCUUUGGCAGUUUCUAUUGGAACUCUUGACCGACAAAUCGUGCAAGCCGUACAUUUGUUGGACAGGCGAUGGUUGGGAGUUCAAACUCACCGAUCCUGACGAGGUUGCCCGACGUUGGGGAGUGCGGAAAAAUAAGCCUAAAAUGAACUACGAAAAACUCUCACGAGGCUUACGUUACUACUAUGAUAAGAAUAUCAUUCACAAAACCAACGGAAAGAGAUACGUGUAUCGUUUUGUGUGCGAUUUGCAGUCCUUGUUGGGUUACACCCCUGAGGAACUGCAUGCCAUGGUGGAACUACAAAACUCUCACUCUCCCAGCUCGCCCCACAAUGAUCUUGGACACAACCCCGGAUCCAUAUCAUCCAUAGUCAAGAAGGAACAACACGAACCAUUGAUAUAGAUUAAUUUAUACCCAUAUCGCAACGAAAUAGAUAACUGUUACCACAAAAAGAA